Molecule: messenger RNA, 2452 nt
Organism: Tribolium castaneum (red flour beetle)
Lineage: Eukaryota; Metazoa; Arthropoda; Insecta; Coleoptera; Tenebrionidae
Gene: Trc8
Product: TRC8 ring finger protein
Exons: 2
Coding region: 200-2140 (646 amino acids)
Biological process (GO): ERAD pathway
Cellular component (GO): endoplasmic reticulum; endomembrane system
Source: RefSeq, a predicted model, not a curated record
AGUUUUGCGUUUUUAGUGCCAAUCGUGUGUGUUUCGCGCCCGGUUGCCCAAAUUUUUCGUUUUUUUUUGGCCGGGGUACAGAGCGCUGCAUUGCCGGUAAAUGAAAGUAUAAAGUCAACCAAGUGACACUUGUCACCAAGUUUUUCAUUAAAAAGUAAAUAAAGUUGCUGUGUUUCAAGCAGCGAGUUCUUGCAAUGAAAUGUCGUUCCGUUCAAGAGUCCUAGGCUUAGUUGAGGUCGUGCUAAGGGUGCCACCGCUGUUCGUCAUCGACGAGAUCCUCAAAUUCGGAAUAGGGCUGGAGGAGCUGUCCGAACAUGAUCUGUCCAAUUUCCAAGAAAGAUACGACAAAUUCGAGGAAACGUUCCAGGGCAAUUCGACCACGAUUGCCUACGACCCAGUCCUGUACAAGUUCAUCCUGGUGUCGGUCCUGCGGCUGCUGCUGAGCACUCUGGGAUGUGCGGCAGCUCUUUGCCUCUUCAUCCUCAACAUCAAACACCUGAUGGUGGCCUACAUGUACAUAAUGUCCGUCGGCGUCGUCUUCGUCUCCUACUGGAGCAACGCCAGCACCAUCAAAUCCGUCUCGAUCCUCCUCGAGGAUUUCCAGAACGGUUCGAGCAUCCUCGACAGCAUCCUCUCUCUCAACAUCGAACACCUCACAAAAAACGGAAGCAUCACACUCCAAAUUUUCCAAAACUACGUCCUUCAAUGUUUCCUCUCCUUCAUCUUCAUCAACAUCCAUCUCGGCCCUCGCUACUCCACCCUCCAGAAAAUUCUCCCGUUUGCAUUCCUCGCCCCCAGUAUGCUCUCAAUCCUCCCGGUGCCUUCGUCCCUCCUCAACCACAUGCCAGUCUUCUCCGCGCUCUUGCCCCUGGCUUUGGUCAAAUUCGUCCUGUGGUCGUCCGUAGUGCCUAUCAUCCAGACCCUUUACAAUGGAUACACACACGCGAGGACUUUCGUCUCGAAUUUCGGGAUGUCGGCCCUUGUGGAGACGGAAUGGACGCGUCUGAACGUCCCGGAAGUCCUCCGGACGUUCUGGAUGCUCCGCGUCCUGGAACACGCCGGGAUCUUCUUCGCCUCGGGUUACUGGGACCUGGAGGACGACCACACGCCCUACUUCCGGCUAAUGAAGUACUUGUUAGUCACGGGGUGUGACACCUUGACCGCAGUGUUGGGCAUCACGAGUAUAGUGUCUUACGUGUGCAACUACAUCGGGAAGUUCUUCCAGUGGUUGUUGUUAAGUGACGACGAAAAUGAUAAGAAUUUUGGGACGGUUUCGGCGAUAGUGUUCUACAUCCUUGCCUUACAAACCGGCCUAACCGGGCUCGAGCCGGAGAUCAGGUUCGUCCGGUUGUGCCGGAACUUCUGCCUGUUGUUCACGGCAAUUUUGCACUUUGUGCACAACGUGGUCAAUCCUCUGCUGAUGAGUUUGAGUGCUUCGCACAACCCGUCACUGAGGCGCCACCUGCACGCUCUGCUAGUCUGUCUGGUGCUAGUGCUACUGCCACUGCUCCUAAUGUACUACCUGUGGUCCACUCAGGACACUUCCACCUGGCUGUUGGCAGUGUCAGCCUUCAGCAUAGAAGUGAUAGUCAAAGUGUUCGUCUCCUUGGCCAUCUACUCCCUGUUCCUGCUGGACGCCCGCAGGGAAACCUUCUGGGAGAAGCUGGACGACUACAUAUACUACAUCCGCGCGUUCGGCAACACCGUCGAAUUCUGCUUCGGCAUUUUCCUCUUCUUCAACGGCGCCUGGAUCCUCCUGUUCGAGAGUGGCAGCGCGAUCCGCGCGGUCAUGAUGUGCAUCCACGCCUAUUUCAACAUUUGGUGCGACGCCAAGGCCGGCUGGUCGGUGUUUAUGAAGCGGCGAACGGCCGUCAACAAGAUCGAGAGCUUGCCCGAGGCUGAGGAAGAGCAGUUGAGGCGUUUGGACGACGUUUGUGCCAUUUGCUACCAGGAGAUGCGGUCGGCGAAGAUCACCCGGUGCAAGCACUUCUUCCACGGGGUGUGUCUGAGGAAGUGGCUGUAUGUGCAAGACCGGUGUCCGCUGUGCCAUGAGAUCUUGCACGGGAUGGACUGUGAUGAGCGGAAGCAGAAUCAGCCGAGGCCGACUGACCAAGAGGAGGAGAAUAAUUACGAUAGGUGAUAAUUUUAAGAUGUGAUCUUAGGGAGUUUUAAGUUAGGGUUCGCGGAGUGUGCGUAUUUUAGCGACUUUGACGAGGAUUGAAUUGGUGGAGUCUGUGAUUUGGUCGGGGUGAGCCGACAGAACGAUUGUUGAAAGGGUACUUAUGUUAAAUUUUUCUUGUAAAUAUCGAUUGUACAGAUUAGACGGUAAAUACUUUCCUUGAUUCAGUUUCGUUGUUAUUUAUGAAAUUUUAUAACUAAACACUUAAGUCACUGGGGCACUCCUGAAUAUGCUGUUAUGUAAUUUAUUAUAGAAUAAAAGCUAUUUUAAGUU